AUGCCAUGUUCUUGGCUGAGGACACUGCGGCAGGGUUUCCCAGAUUCUCUGCUUUUGCGCCAUUCUUGCAUGCCUGCAGCCUGCAGAUGCCAGGCGCCACAGGUUAUGCCAAUGGAGCGUUACUUGAAGCGCGCGCUGCGCGAGCGAAGUGUCAAUUCGUCGCCAUUGCGGCUAAAUGUUGUGCGGGCCACACUGGCAGACGAUCAAGACACAGGCGGAGAACCGGCAUCUCCUCCACCAACGCAGGUCAUAGCAAAACUGCCAGCCCUUGUGCGGGACGCUGCUUCAGGCCUGCGUGCCACACUUCUCGGAAUCAGGAGCGCAGCAACCCUGGCCAUGGGCUCAGAAUUUAGCAUCGCCAGAGGAUUGUCUGAUGCUAAUUUGAUCUAUAUAAUUUGCGGAGGAGGUAAGCUGUUGCCUCUUUUGCUCAAGUGGUGCAUGUGUACUGCAUACAAGUUUCCGUGA
Messenger RNA from Durusdinium trenchii, 465 nucleotides. The record is from the annotation of a GenBank genome assembly. Lineage: Eukaryota; Dinophyceae; Suessiales; Symbiodiniaceae.